UCAUAAAUGUUCAGUUGAGCCCAAUCAUAUGAUCGUCUGCCUCACUGCUAAGUGUUCCUGUGUACUGCUGUUGUGACUCUCCCUCCUCUAACUCGUCUCACCAUGGCUCUCAGCGAUGCCGGCGUCCAGAAACAGAUCCACCACAUGAUGGCCUUCAUAGAACAGGAGGCCAAUGAGAAAGCUGAAGAGAUCGAUGCCAGGGCAGAGGAGGAAUUCACCAUCGAGAAGGGACGAUUGGUGCAGCAAAACAGACUCAAGAUCAUCGAAUACUAUGAGAGGAAGGAGAAGCAAGUCGAGCUGCAGAAGAAGAUUGGCGCCAGUAACCUGCUGAACAAGUCUCGGCUGGAGGUACUGAAGGCGCAGGAGAACCACAUCCGUAACGUCCUGCACGAGGCUCAGGGCAAGCUGGUGAUCCUGACACAGAACCCUGAUGCAUACACCAGGCUGCUGCAGGACCUCAUUUGCCAAGGACUCUGCCAGCUGUUGGAGCCCAGUGUGAUGCUGAGGUGCCGGCGCCAGGACCAAGCACUGGUGGAGAGGUCCAUUCCCGGGGCAUUGGCCAGCUUCAAGAGCAUUGCUGGCCGGACAUCCAAGGUGGAUAUUGAUACCACCAACUGGCUCCCCGCUGAGAUCUGCGGUGGUGUGGAGUUGGUGGUGAUGCCAGGGAACCGCAUCAAGAUCUCCAACACCCUGGAGGCGCGUCUGGACAUGUUGGCUCAGCAGAUGUUGCCUGAGGUGCGCACCAUGCUGUUUGGCGCCAACCCCAACAGAAAGUUUGACAAUUAAAGGGCUGUUUGUGCUCACCUCUGUCUCUCUUAGCUCUCUCUACCUAUGUCUCUCUUCUGACUAACUUCCUUGCUGCAUUUCUUUGGUCCUUCUUUCACCAUUCCCUCUGUCUGAUCUUCAUUUAUUGCUCCUUUCAUUUUUCAUUCUUUUUGUCCUUCCUUCUCUCUCUCUCUCUCUCUCUCUCUCUCUCUCUCUCUCUCUCUCUCUCUCUCUCUCUCUCUCUCUCUCUCUCUCUCUCUCUCUCUCUCUCUCUCUCUCUUAGUAUCAGUGUCGGCCCGAAGCACAAGACUUCAUUGCUAAUCUUGUUGUUGUGUCGUCGUCCUCACCAGGGAAGGGAAGCCUCGUGUCUUCCUCUUGUACAUACAGACUCGCUGGCCACGGGACUCAUUGGUACUUAGUUAUGAUGUAUUGAAGACUUCUAUCUGUUAUGAGAGUAAAGGGAUUUAUGAUAAGGAUUCUAGUAUUAGUUGUAAGGGGUUUGUAUUGUUUUGUUGGUGGUGUUGUUACUGCUGCAGCUUCCUUAUGAGGUGGGAAGUGGUGAUUGUAGACUGGUGGUGUUGUUAUUAUUAUUAUUAUUAUUAUUAUUAUUAUUAUUAUUAUUAUUAUUAUUAUUAUUAUUAUUAUUAUUGUUAUUAUUGUGAUUUUUAUUAAGUAGUAUUGGUGAAUCAGUUUACAAGUCAGUUUUGAAUGACAAAAUUUGUAUAUCAGAAAUGAUUAGAUUUGUAUAAAAUUUUACAAAUUCCUGGAUUUUGAAGGUAACUUUUGUGCUUUACUAAAUCUACAUUCUCAAACGGAGACAAAAGAUGAAAUCAUUUUUACUCCCAGUUUCCAGAAUUUGUAAAUAUUGAUUCACCUGUAUUAGAAUGAAUUAUUGCUGACGGUAUUAAAAUGUUGAAUAGAUUGGCAUAGUAACCAAACAGCCAUCACCGUCACUCACACACUCACACUUAACACUUGUCACCUCAGAGGAUCAUGUCUUCAAUUACUUUCCAACACAGAAAUUAGCAACAAAGAGUCUCCAGGUUGUGGCCAGCAGUGGCUCUGUGACUAUAGAGGUGUUACCAUCCUGCAGAUGAGGUGAUGUUAAGCCAGCUGUCCUUGGUGUCUUAGCAGUCUGUCAGUAUUGGGCUGGCUCAGUCAAAACAUUCCAUUCAACAGAGUUCAGUUGUGUACAUAGCAAGUCAUUCCUCUCCCUCACUGUUGGUUUACCCAGGGAAGUGUCUCUUUAAUCUACCAGGGGGCAAAGUACUGAAUAUGCAAGUAUGUGUAACGAAGAUUUUAUCAGUGUCAGAAGUCUGUUGGCAAUUCACACUGCUGACUGAUGAAGAGGUGUGGUCUAUCUGUCUGUCUGUCUGUCUGUCCAGCUCCAUUUAACCGUUUCAUUGCCACAUCCAGCACUUCACACCACUAAGGACACACUGCAAGAUCUGUUAUAAGCACAGACAGAUAAAAAGAGACAGGAUAAAGGAACCCAUAUGGUGUUCAGUGGUGGCUGGAGAACAAAAAUUAAUGUGUGGUUUGUCAAAUUGCAGGAAACAGGUUAAGGAGGGAAGUUAAGUGGCUGUCUUUCUUGCUCUACCUUGCUAUUGAUCAUGCAAGAGUCUGUUUUUUCUCUUAUUUUCUCUAUCCAUCAUUUGUUGCUAAAUUGCAGGCAAACAGUGAAGCAAAACAUUCACUUGUCCCUCACUAUUGAUCAUGCUAGGUUGUGAUGCCUCUCUGUUCCCAAAAGCAUGUGUGUCUAUCCAUCACUCACCUUUAAACACCUCAUUGCACAACCAAGUAUUCUCCAUGGCUGACUGGUUGCCCUUUGUAAUGCCAUGAAUGGCCGUGAACAGUGAUGCAUGAACACGUGUUAAUGGUUUACGAGCUGCUGUUGUUGCUGCAGAUCGCUUAGCAGAAAGUGGCUCUCCAGUGCUUAGUACAGUAUGUGGUGUGAAUGUUUUAUUUGGUAAUCUUUCCAGCGUGUUAUUUAUUGAUGUUGCCUUGACUCUGGAUAUCUUCCACCCACCAAGAAAUAUAAGGUUGUGAUUAUAGAAAGUGAAGGGGUGAGGAUGGACCAGGUCAGAGGAAUAUGAUGAACAGAAAUUGAAAUGUAAACUUGUAAAUCCCAAAUGUUGUAAAUACAGUUUAAACAUUAGUACAUGUGAAAGAAGAUAGUUAUUGUUACUGCAAAUGUUAAAGGUAUAAAUCACAUUAAUGGCUGGUAAAUAAAGUUAUUGGCGUUAUUGUGAGAAAUGUGUACUCGAAGAAGAGAUGCCGCAUUGCAAACUAAUUUACUGUGACUUGAGACAAUAAAACAGGAGUGAUAGUAGGUACCCAGGCAGGCAGACAAACAGACAGAUUGACAGACACAGACAGAAGCAAGAAUGAAACCAAUACCUGCAAAAAAAAACUGGAACAUACCUUUUAAUUAACUCAUUCACUGCUAUCAGGUCAAUCUUUCCCUAAUCACUAAACUCUCGGGACAUUUCUCAUUCACCCACCAAACAUUACCAGCUAGAUAUCCCUAUAUGUAUUACUUUCCUCAAGCCAUUCUAGCAGGUUAUAAAAAAAACACACCACUCUUUUUGCCAUAAACUCUUCAUGUCGCAGUGAAGCUAAAACAAGGCACAGCAUCCCUAAGACUGACUUCUCUACCCCUCUUUCGUCCUUUGAUGUUACUGUUGUUGGUAUAGUAAGUGGCAGUGAGUCAUGAAAAGUAAAUAAAGGGUCAUGUACAUAUA
This is a messenger RNA of Portunus trituberculatus (swimming crab), 3509 nucleotides long. RefSeq names its product V-type proton ATPase subunit E-like (gene Vha26). The coding region runs from base 103 to 786 and encodes 227 amino acids. NCBI's taxonomy places the organism in Eukaryota, Metazoa, Arthropoda, Malacostraca, Decapoda, Portunidae. Gene Ontology annotation, molecular function: proton-transporting ATPase activity, rotational mechanism. The record is from RefSeq and is a predicted model, not a curated record. Gene Ontology annotation, biological process: proton transmembrane transport. Gene Ontology annotation, cellular component: proton-transporting two-sector ATPase complex, catalytic domain. The transcript has 5 exons.